CGAGGUGAAUGCUUUCAUGUGAUUGAGCACUUGGUCAUAGCUCCGUGAGAGCACCGCGGCCAAGAGCUCAACUUCAAGCAAGGGAAGUCGCAAGGCAUCUGCUUUCAAUACCGCGGCGAUAUCAUACACACAUCUUGUAACAUACAACCCACAGAUCUCUACAUUCCUCAUGUUCCACGACGGCGACCUCCAGAGCGGCAUUUCUCGCGCCAUCGCCGAGCAGAAGCUCGUAGGCUUGUUCAUCCGGCAGAAUGACAACGAGGAGAGUCAGCGAUGGGAAGAGCAAUGGCUAGGCCGGAGACAGGAUCUAGCUGUGGUCGACCUGUUCGCUACGAAGGCUGUCCUCAUGAAGAUCGAAUAUCACAGUCAAGAGAUGGGAUUUCUCGGUGCAUUCUGUCCCAUCACAAAAGCGCCGACAUUCGUGGUGAUUGAUAAGGGUCAAGUGCUUGAGAAAAUUGAGGGCGGCGUCAGCCAGCAGGAGUUUGUCGAGCGCAUAAGCAAGGCGCUAAGUCUGGAGAUGUAUACCAUGCGAAAGAGCCAUCUCGAUUUCAUGCGAUCCAAUGCUCGCACGCCUGAGAAUGCUGGCAGCUCGAGUACAGCAGCCGGAGCAGCGCCGACAGAUAGUACAGCACAGACAGAAACACCCUCAGAGUCUGGAAUUGCAACCCCAGCGAGUCAAGACUUGCCUGAAUCAUCCAUAGUGACAUCACCACAAGACCAAGCUACCUCACAUCAUGAAUCAACUCCCGCAAGCAAGGCUACCGAAAUCUCACAAAAGGAGAAAGCGCGUCGAGACUGGCUAGUCCAGCAAAAACAGCGAAAAGAUGAAGCAAAGCAAGAGCGAGAACGAAUUCUAGCACAAAUUGAAGCAGACAAACAAGAACGCAAAUCCCGCUUCCAACGACCACAAACCGAAGCAGCUUCCUCCCCACUACUCAGCCCUUCAGUCGACGCAGCAUCUAAGAGAAGAAACGGCGCAGGCGGAAUGUGUAGUCUCCUCAUUCGCCUCUUCGACGGCUCUUCAAUCAAAGGCCGUUUCGAGCCCUCCGCAACAAUCGCAGGAACGGUGCGAGAUUGGAUCAAAACCACUACCGCAGAACAAGGCAAUACCAAAGCAGCAGAUAUACCUUUUACAUUCAAACAAAUCAUGGCACCACAACCUAGUCGGAAUAUUGAGAUUAGUGAAGAGCAUCAGAGCCUUGCGGAGCUUGGACUCACGCCGAAUGCCACCCUUGUCUUAGCUCCCGUGGCAGGGUAUACGGAAGCUUAUUCUUCUGGAGGGAGAGGGUAUAUGUCUUCUGCUUUACAUUACACUUAUGCUCUAGCGAGUGGUGCUACGAGCAUGCUUGGGUCUGCGCUUUCAUAUGUGCCGGGUUUUGGCGCUGCAGCGACUGAAACUUCUACGAGUUCGAGGGAGACGUCCUCAGAUGAGAGCGUAGGGUUUGGCGGUGAUGGCACUUUGGACCGCACGACCAUCAAAGUCAAGACCUUGGCAGAUCAGAGAGCUGAAGCGGCGAGAAAGGAUCAAAGUGCCGAGUUCUACAACGGAAAUAGUUCUGCCUUUGAAGGGCGCAAAGAUGACGACGAAGGGAAGAAGUGAAAGAUCAUGCCUUCAUCGGAUGACGAAACAGGACUCAUUGGAUCAAUCCUACAAUAUCCCUAAACCAUCCUUC
This is a messenger RNA of Pseudocercospora fijiensis CIRAD86, 1673 nucleotides long. RefSeq lists its product as uncharacterized. Lineage: Eukaryota; Fungi; Ascomycota; Dothideomycetes; Mycosphaerellales; Mycosphaerellaceae. The record is from RefSeq and is a predicted model, not a curated record. Gene Ontology annotation, molecular function: protein binding. Bases 170 to 1600 code for a protein of 476 amino acids. The transcript is spliced from 2 exons.